This is a messenger RNA of Fusarium verticillioides 7600, 1929 nucleotides long. RefSeq lists its product as hypothetical. Gene Ontology annotation, molecular function: tripeptidyl-peptidase activity; serine-type endopeptidase activity. The transcript has a single exon. Gene Ontology annotation, biological process: proteolysis. The record is from RefSeq and is a predicted model, not a curated record. Lineage: Eukaryota; Fungi; Ascomycota; Sordariomycetes; Hypocreales; Nectriaceae. The coding region runs from base 107 to 1840 and encodes 577 amino acids.
UUUCGGUCGGUCGACUUCAAUUGUCCAUUUGGAUCCUUUAUAGCAACUGCACACCAUUCUCUCGUAGUACCUUUAUUCACAAAUUUCCCAAUCGCCUCUUUCCAAGAUGCGUCACAGUCACCUGGCUUGCUUGUGGCUACUGUCUCCAUUCUGCGGUGCAUCGAUUCACGAGUCUAUCGAGCAACUACCUGGCGAUUAUGUACAGCUAGACGCUGCUCCUCUGGACGAGCUCCUGUCUUUGAGAAUUUAUCUUGCCGACCUGGAAAAGCCAUAUCUCAAAGUGGCCCAAGAGGUAUCCGACCCGAACUCUAAGCAAUAUGGCCAGUAUCUAGGCUCGCAAGAGCUACGAUCCAUGUUGCCUGACAAGAGUCUCGCUUCGACAAAGGUUGCGGGCUGGCUUCAAGACAAGGGUUUGUACAACUACACCACAGAAGCCGAAAGAUUGGAUGUCACAGCUACCAUUGCCGACUGGAACCGAGUCCUAAACACAACCUUUCAUCGAUUUCGACACAGGGCCACCAGCCGUACCGUGGUUCGCACCACCAAGUACAGCAUUCCAAGCACCCAACAGGAUACCAUCAGUUAUAUAUUCCCAACAAUCCACUUCUUUCGGCUUGCCCCGGACCCUGUCCAGCUUCAGAAGAGACAACACGUACCUGCUGGACCCAGCAACUGCUCAAACAGCAUAUGUCCGUCUUACCUGCGCACGAAAUACAAGAUCAAUUACACGCCACCCGAUGGCAAGUCUGGCAGCACAUUUGCUAUCGCAGGGUUUCUGAACAAUUUCCCCAACAUCACAGACGUCAGAGCCUUCUUGACCAAAUAUGACAAGAAGAAUCCCAAGUCUAUCCCCACCAUCAACACUGUUUCUGUCAACAAGGGCACCCUCAAACCACCAGUAGACGAGGCGUCACUCACAGUCGAGGCCGAACUAGACCUAGAUUACUCAAUGGCGUUUACCGGCCCGCUACCCGUCACCUUUUACUCUGUGGGUGGUCACGCACCAAAGAUCGGCCAACGUCCCAGCGGAUCCGUCUCACCCGAUGACAAUGAGCCAUAUGCGGAAUUCUUCGACUAUGUACUCGGUUUGAAGAGCCCACCUAAAGUUAUUUCAAUUUCGUAUAAUGACGACGAGAAGAGCGUUCCCAUCGCAUAUGCCCAGCAUGUUUGCGAUCUGUUUGCGAAAGCUGCUGCCCGCGGCAUCUCUAUCAUUGGGUCUUCUGGAGAUGGCGGGGCUUCCGGCGCAGGUGGUGACACGACUUGUCUUGGAGUAUCCGGCAAGAAGAGACUCUUUGUACCCACGUUUCCGUCGAGCUGCCCGUGGAUGACCUCUGUUGGUGCCACUAGAGACUACGGCGGUGCGGCCUCUUUUAGCUCCGGGGGCAUGUCAAAUAUCUUCAAACGCCCCUCCUGGCAGGACAAGGCUGUCUCUGGCUAUAUAAAAGCGUUGAAAGGCAAACACAAGGGCCUUUACAAUGUCAGUGGCCGUGCACAACCUGAUGUCAGUCUGCUGGGCGAUGAUUAUCUGACACUUACUGGGGGCAACCCCUAUACUCACGACGGCACAAGCGCAUCUGCGCCGGUUUUUGCAGCCAUGGUAGCACUUACCAACGAUAUACGUCUCAGAGAGAAGAAACCAGCCUUGGGAUUCCUUAAUCCUCUGUUGUAUUCGGCAAAAGCCAGUCCAGCCUUUCGAGAUAUUAAAGACGGUAGCGAUACGAUUGGAUGCGCAGAUGGUAACUUUAUCGAACCUGGUUGGGAAGCUCUCGCAGGCUGGGACGCGGCUACGGGAUUGGGAGAGCCUGAUUUUACGAAACUCGCCGCAAUACUGAAAAUAUAGGUAGCUUAAGAUAUUUCUACAUGUAUUUUGGUGUUCCGAAAACAGCAUGACUUUUAAAAGUAAUAACAUUCUAUGCAUAUUGUCACUAA